Messenger RNA from Aspergillus terreus NIH2624, 273 nucleotides. RefSeq lists its product as uncharacterized. The record is from RefSeq and is a predicted model, not a curated record. The transcript has 3 exons. The coding region runs from base 1 to 273 and encodes 90 amino acids. NCBI's taxonomy places the organism in Eukaryota, Fungi, Ascomycota, Eurotiomycetes, Eurotiales, Aspergillaceae.
AUGUCUGAAUCCGAACAUCUCCGCAUGGCUGCUCGCGCUGAGCGCGACCUGAACUCCUAUCAAGCCAAGCAGGGUCUUGGUCGAAAGAGCGAUUCCACCGAGGAAUCCAACAUCAAUGAGAUGGCCGACAAGCGGUUCCCGCAGGCCACGGGGAUUCGCACUGGCCGCGAAGCCGGUGCGACGGGGAGCGGCCGAAAGCCCAUCCCUGAGGAGGAAGGAGACUGGCACGAGCCGAGGACUUUGAAGGCCCUGGAGGCCCCGAGGACAAAGUGA